AUGGCGUCGAACGCGAACAUUGAAGACACCCAUGACGCGCUGAACUCGCCGCAACCGCGACGCCGACCACUGCGCUCCCCUAAACCGUCCGCCAAAGUCCGCGAAACGUUGAUUCCCCUCGAAAACAAGGCAAAACCGACCAAGAAUACGUCCAGUGCGGCCACGCGACCCGAUGGUGCACCCGCCCUGGAUGGAAGGUCCAGCGUUGCGCAGAGGCUGCUGGCUGAGGCCAGCAACACGCGUCAAAACAUCGAGGAGCUGAAAAUCGUCAUCCAACAGCAAACCGACAUGCUAGCCAAACUCAGCACCGAACUAGUUUCUGUCAAAACAGAACUGGCCACAGUGAAAGCAGAACUCAGUAACGUCAAGAAUUGCGUGGCCGAGGAGCAGAAGCAGGUUGCCGAGGAGUUGAAGCAAGUCUACGUGCAAUUGGACGAUAUCUCGAACAACCUGAUUCUCACUACAACGACCAUACUCGACGAGCCCAAACCUGUCGUCGACAAUGUCAACCGCUCGGUGGUUCUGGACGACGAAGGCAACAUCCGAACUGGAGCUGCGGAGGCAUUCAGUCAAGAAAACGAAACCACAGUGGCGAAGAUUGCUUGGCUGAGCAGGAAAGAUACAGCGAAAGCGUACGGAUCGAUGGUGGUUUACGUCACCAAAGGGAGCGAUGCAAGGAGAUUGUUGAGUGAGGGUUUCUUCCACGCUGGGGGAGAAUCCGGAUACACACGGGUAUUUGAACGCCGGGUGCGUCCGGAGCAGUGUUACAACUGCCAGGAAAUCGGACACAAAGCCUUCAACUGCAAGAAAGCCCACCGGUGUGCGCAAAAUGUGCCAAGCAAGGCCACCACCACAGCGGGUGCAAGGAAACGGUCAUGA
Chaetomium globosum CBS 148.51 is the source of this 879-nucleotide messenger RNA. RefSeq lists its product as uncharacterized. NCBI's taxonomy places the organism in Eukaryota, Fungi, Ascomycota, Sordariomycetes, Sordariales, Chaetomiaceae. The record is from RefSeq and is a predicted model, not a curated record. The coding region runs from base 1 to 879 and encodes 292 amino acids. Gene Ontology annotation, molecular function: nucleic acid binding; zinc ion binding. The transcript has 2 exons.